AUGGCUCUCCUUCCACCACCAGCUUCGCCUUGCUUCCUUUCCUCUUUCAUCCCUCGUCCUCCAUCUCUCACCCUAAAAUCCACAACCAGCCUCGCAUUUCCAAAACGUCGUCGUUCUCUAUGCACAGCUUCAUGGCAAGAGCUUGUGGGAGUGGUGGUAUUCUCGGCGGUUCCAUUCACCGCCGUGAAAGCCAUAGCCAAUAGCGCGCUCGGGGAGUCGCUGCAGCGGCGAUUGGAGGAGAGGAAGAAAGCUGCGGUUGAGAAUUCUUCCAGGUUUAAGGCCUUGGCCCAAAAUGCUCGAAAUCGGAGCUUGUGGUAUGGAGAAGAGCGUCCCCGAUGGCUUGGUCCAAUUCCAUAUGAUUAUCCAGAACAUCUUACUGGAGAACUACCUGGGGAUUAUGGUUUUGAUGUUGUAGGUCUGAGCAAGGAUCCUGUGGCUUUCCAGAGAUACUUUAACUUUGAAAUACUCCAUGCACGUUGGGCCAUGCUUGCUGCCUUUGGUGCUUUAGUUCCAGAAAUUUUAGACCUGUUAGGAGCCUUUCACUUUGUUGAGCCUGUAUGGUGGCGAGUUGGCUAUUCAAAACUAAAGGGAGAUACGCUGGACUACCUUGGCAUCCCAGGGCUCCAUGUAGCUGGAAGCCAAGGAGUAAUUGUCAUAGCCAUAUGCCAAGUUCUCCUGAUGGUUGGACCAGAAUAUGCAAGAUAUUGUGGAAUUGAAGCAUUAGAGCCACUGGGAAUUUACUUGCCAGGUGAUAUUAAUUACCCAGGAGGAGAGCUUUUUGAUCCCUUGAACCUCUCCAGAGACCCUGUCGCUUUUGAGGAGCUGAAGGUGAAAGAGAUAAAGAACGGACGCCUAGCUAUGGUUGCCUGGUUAGGCUUUUACAGUCAAGCAGCAUUGACAGGUAGUGGUUCUGAGAAUGUGAUGUAGAGACUAGAGAGGAGACGUGCCAAGAAUUUGCACCUUGUUUUUUGGAAAGCUUGAACUAUACCUUGAAUAGGACCACCUUCAAGUCUAGGGCUCCAACAUAUUGUGUGCCAGUCAAACAUUUCAACACAAGUGAUGUUGAAUAGAUUUAGGAUCAAGAAGGAAGAAGCCUAAAGCCUUUAAUAAUGAGUGAGACAACACAACUACACAACUGGACACAAGUGCUGUGGUUGCCUUUGAAAACAAGCCUCUCAAGAUGAUCAUGUGGAAGAAGCAGAAACCCCAUGUUUGUUUUU
Messenger RNA from Fragaria vesca subsp. vesca, 1220 nucleotides. Its product is annotated as chlorophyll a-b binding protein of LHCII type I, chloroplastic-like. NCBI's taxonomy places the organism in Eukaryota, Viridiplantae, Streptophyta, Magnoliopsida, Rosales, Rosaceae. Gene Ontology annotation, biological process: response to light stimulus; photosynthesis, light harvesting in photosystem I. Gene Ontology annotation, cellular component: membrane. Bases 1 to 927 code for a protein of 308 amino acids. The record is from RefSeq and is a predicted model, not a curated record. The transcript has 7 exons.